This is a messenger RNA of Talaromyces marneffei, 780 nucleotides long. RefSeq lists its product as uncharacterized. The transcript has 2 exons. NCBI's taxonomy places the organism in Eukaryota, Fungi, Ascomycota, Eurotiomycetes, Eurotiales, Trichocomaceae. Gene Ontology annotation, molecular function: ATP binding; protein serine/threonine kinase activity. Gene Ontology annotation, biological process: protein phosphorylation. The record is from RefSeq and is a predicted model, not a curated record. Bases 1 to 780 code for a protein of 259 amino acids.
AUGGGCCGUGUGUGUUGUGGCUGCGGCUGCAACCUCCCUCGGUCAUCGUUCAAAGAGAACGAAUACUCCAAGGGUCGUGGCAGCUCGCGCUGUAUAGAAUGCGCCCAACGUCACCAUUCUUAUACCGUGUCGGUAGUUGAAUCAAGCAGUGGCACUUUCCGAUGGGUGGCCAAGGGGAAAUAUCUUUCAGGGCCUCGCAAGGGUCAACGCUGCGUCGCAAAAUGGUUCAAGAAUGGCGCGGUAUUCUCCGAUGACUUUUUCUGUCUUGAUAUCAAGGCUGUUGACAAGGUUUUGGAGAUAGUUGAUCGAUUCAACCAGCUACAUAUAAUCAACAAAGUCAUCAAAAUCAACAUGCCCGCCGUUUGGCGCUUUGACGACGACUGCGAGGAAGACUGGGCUGGGCAAAUGGCUCUAUGUGAACCGUACAUACACAAUUACCAAAAGUGGAACAGCAACAAUGGAUGGCAUGACGAUUCUACGGAGUGGGGGAAAGUUAUGCAAGCCAUUAGUCAUUUCAGCUACCACACCUCUAGUGGAUACUAUGUUCUCUGUGAUCUCCAAGGUGGCAUCCAUCAACAUGAGGUUAUCCUCUCCGACCCUGUCAUCCUAUCCCAAAACCGUCGGUAUGGCAUCACCGAUCUUGGCCUUGAGGGCAUGGGCACCUUUUUCAGCAAGCAUACAUGCAACGAAUUCUGUCGACCAAACUGGACCAAGCCAGAUGAUCGGUUUCAACUCUUGCAUUCAGUGCCUGGUACAACCAUUAUGGACCUAAAGUGGUAA